Megalopta genalis is the source of this 1012-nucleotide messenger RNA. RefSeq names its product protein D2. NCBI's taxonomy places the organism in Eukaryota, Metazoa, Arthropoda, Insecta, Hymenoptera, Halictidae. The record is from RefSeq and is a predicted model, not a curated record.
CAGACGGUUCGACGUUGACGUUCGGAGGACAUCGGAAAGGAAAAGUUGAGCAUCGAGCUAAACCGGUGAGAGGUUUCACAGAUCGUAGAUGGAACAUCGAGCAUCGAGGCUGUGCGUGGAAGGAGAAACCGGUGGAAGGAAUAUAUGCAUAAAAGGUUUUACCGGCGGUGUUCGAACCGCAGUUUCGUACGGUUGGGUAUCGAGCGAACAAAUAUAACAAGAAAAUUAUGUAUUCUCUAGCCAUAGGAAUCUUUAUUUGCGGUCUCCGCGUAAUCGUGGCAGCAAACGUUCAGUCGGAAUUCGAGGCGGCCAAAAUCGUGCCGGAAAUUAUAGAUUCGGCGCCCGUCGAGAAGAUCGAGGUCAGCUAUGGAGAUAAAGCGGUCGAGCUUGGAAACGAACUGACACCGACCGACACGCAACAGAUACCUCAGAUCCACUAUAAACACGAUGGAGGAGUUCUCUACACGCUCGUAAUGACAGAUCCUGAUGCACCGACAAGGAAGGGCUACAAUCGCGAGUUCCGGCAUUGGCUCGUUGGAAACAUACCGGAGGAGAACGUCGCGAAAGGAGAGGUACUCGCCGAAUACGUGGGCCCGGCGCCACCCAAAGGGACCGGAAAGCAUCGAUACGUUUUCCUCGUUUACAAACAGAAUCAAGGAUCCAUCACGUUCGACGAGAGAAGGCUGAGCAACAGGGACGGCCAACAGAGGAGACGAUUCUCUAUAAAGAAAUUCGCGGAGAAGUACAAUUUAGAGGGUCCGAUAGCGGGAAACUUUAUGAAAGCGGAGUACGACGACAAUGUGCCGAAGUACGCGAAGCUGCUAGGAUUUUAAGCGCGGCACAGGCUUCCGGUACAUCCGGCCCGUCGUUUCAGAACACAUAGAGCGAUAAAGGUGGUGGUACUAAUUGUAAGAGGAACCCAGAUUCGGAUACGAUCCGCGCUACGAGCAUCGAUGGAGACACGUUGGUGCGAUUCAAUAAAGUUUCAACGAUAAAAACAUGUACGAGAAAA